AUGCCGUCUGCAACAUCGGGCCGCAUUCUAAAGACGUCGCGGGGGUCGAAAAAGACCCCCCAUCAGAAGAAUCAUCGAUGGGAGUCCUUCAGUCAAAAGAUCUCUAAACUCCAUUCCCUAGACCCCCUCCGCAAGGUCCGGCGACAUGAUCUCGACGCCGAAGACCUUUCCGUAACGACCUCGUAUCUUCGAAAUGGCCUGGACAAAUGGGCCGAGCUCAACAUCUCCCGGCCGUACCAGGCCUUCAAACGGGAGAUCAACCCACUUACCGAAUCGCUAGCGCAGAUCCUCUAUCACGAAGAUCGCAUCAUGGACUUGCUUGUCGAGUACAUCUCCCGCCACGAGAAGGAAGCGCUUGAACCGCUACUAGAUUUGGUCACAGCGUUCGCGCACGAUCUUGGUGUCCGUUUUGAGAAGCAUUACCCGAGAGCUCUCUCCCUGAUUGUCGACUUGGCCGGUUCAAUGCACGAUGUCGAAGUCAUUGAGUGGACAUUCGCUGCGCUUGCCUUCCUCUUCAAGUACCUUUCGAGAUUACUUGUUCCAGACUUGCGCCCUACAUACGAUGUUGUUGCACCUCUGAUGGGCAAAGCGAAACACCCAGGUCACAUCGCCCGCUUCUCUGCUGAGGCCAUGAGCUUCUUGGUCAAGAAGGCUGCCGCCCCUAGCCAUAAGGACAAGGCGCUGUCUCUGUUUAUUGAACAUGUGAAGAAGGAUCUGGAGAGCAUGGUUGGCACGAAGCAAUUCGACUUGUACAGCCAGGGUAUCAUGACUAUGUUUGCCGAGGCGAUGAAGGGUGUUGGAGAGGGUCUGCACUCCACAGCCCCGGAUCUCUUUUCCGCGCUGAUGCGCGCUGUACCGAAAGAGGAACUGUCACUGCCAGAGCGGACUGUCUGGUCAGACGUCUGCUGUGGCGUGAUCACGAGUGUGAUCCAUCAUUCAAACACGGACACAUUCAACACAGUCGAGAGUCGAGUUGUCGACGAUGCAAUGGCUUGCCAGCAGCAAGUCUUGUUCAUCCGUGUCUUUGGCACCAUGGCUGGUGUGCGGAAGGGCACGCGCAUCCACGACUGGGCUUCGUUUGCCAAGGCAUUGAACCAGAUGCUCGUGUCUCUGGGUACCCAAGCAAAGCAGAUUGAAGUGAUGGACUCUUCUCGGGUAUGGAAGCAUAUCAUCGUCAAUUCCGCCAUCGUGUGGAGCCGGGCUCCCAUGGACGCUCUCAUUCCAGCGAUGUCCACAUUCCAAACUGCCAUGACCAAGGAGCCGUGGAUGAAGUGGUAUAUUCCCUUCUGUUCUUAUUUGGCCGACCAGAACGCUGAGCGUUUCCGUGGCCUGUUUUUGAAGGAAUUCCAGAAGUUUAUUGUUGCACAUUGGUCUCAAGGUAAUAAUGAAGACUUGCUCUGUGUCCUUAUCCCCCGGAUGGUAGAGUCUGGAGGUCUACCCGCCCCUGGGAGCAAAGAGAUCUUCCCACUCCCACAAUCAUGGCAGGACCAGAUUGUGAGCAAGUUCGUAAGGCUCGAGGACACUCCUUUCCCAGAAAGUGGUGGAUUUGGAAAGGAUCCCGAAACCUGGAGAGAUAAGUGCUUGCCCAAAUAUUCGGCUCGUUUGCGUGUCCUGAAGUCGACCACUGUCCACCCCUCUACCAACUCCCGGAUUGCCGAGGUACUCCUUAAGAAAUUGAAGCUCGCUCUCCGCCCGUCCUCCUCUUUGCCGACCGACGAAGCCAACUUCAUCACCAGCGAUGGCUUCCAUGCCUAUCUCCGCAUGUGCAAGGCACCUGGGUCGAUUGAUCCGAGCCUGGCGCCCUUGCUCAGAGCUGCUGCCCCACGAUUCUGCCGGUCACCAUCUUUCCUUCAAGCUCUCCUGGCCUAUGAGCAGGAAAUCAAGGCCAAGGGCAAGAAUACUCCUGAAUCGGACAGUGGUGCUGAGAGCUCACAUGAGGAGCAUGAGCCUUUGAUCAACUGCCUUAUCGCCAACCUCUCUUCACCUUCCCACGAGUUGCGGCUUGCUUCGCUUCAGAUCCUCGAGGUCUUGGAUUUCACACCUGACUCGAACAAUGCCCUAAGCAUCAUGAUCCAAACAGAGGAGAUGCCUCUGAACUUGCAAAGUGUUCGUGCCAUUGGCGCGCAUCUCCGCAGGCUCGGGCUGGUAUACUCCCACAUUGAGCAGGACUCUUGGUUGGCUCGGGCUGUGCCGUCCUUUUUGUGGGGCAUGAUGACCGUCCCUCUUGCGCCUGUUUGGGAUGAUGCCGUCGAGGCGAUGAAGAAGGUUGCGGAGAGCAAGCACGGUGAAGAGGUAUUGGCCAACAUUGCCUUCGACUGGUUGGACGUGCCGUCUCCCCAGUGGUCUGGGCCCUACAAGCCGCCGGCUGAUGAUAAUCAUGGGCCUCUUACCAAUUUCGAGUGUCUUAAUCUCAUUCACUUGACCGAGGCGGCUGAGGCCACAAACCAAAUCAUUGAGGAACCCGGACAGGACAUGCUCUCUACCUAUGAGGAAGGCCAAAAGAUCAUCGAUCUGCGAUCGGAAAGAGCAAGGAGCAAGGCUCUCAAAGCGCUUGCUGCCCUGCCUUGGAUGGCGGAGAGACGGUCUCGUAAGCUAGUGCCUCACCUGUUUGCCUUUACUGAUGACAGUGAGACGCCAGAGGAAGAUAUAGAGGAGGAGUCUCCGGAGUCAGGCGAGGGGAGCUGGAAUCUUGCCGACAGGAAGGACCUCAUCAAGGUGUUUUCGCAGUUCAGCAACCCACGCGUGCUUUACCUGAGCCAGAAGGUUUACCAGGCUCUGCUCAAGCUUUUGGCGAAUGGUGAUAUCGAGCUGCAAAAGCUGGCUCUGAAGGCUAUCCUGACCUGGAAGAGCGAGGGCAUCAAGCCGUAUCAGGAGCACCUCGAGUACCUGCUCGAUGAAGCCAGGUUUAAGAACGAGCUCACGGUUCUGUUCCAAGGCGACAACAAAAUCCUGCCUGAGCAUCGCUCCGAGGUCAUUCCUGUCCUCCUGCACCUGCUCUAUGGUCGUGCGAUUUCCCGCAAGGGCGCGGCAAGUGGUCGCCAUGGUCUUCAUGCCACUCGUCUGGCCAUCAUCCGCCAGCUUGAUGUGGAGGAUAUGGGCAGCUUCCUGGAUAUCGGCCUGGGCCCUCUUCGUGCCAUUCGUGUCGUUGAUGAGCAAGGCGUUCGGGAGAGUGUGUUUGCUCAUGAACCCCUUCCACCGCGCAAGCAGGUCGGUCUGCUCAACAUGCUUGAGGCCGUUAUCAACGAGCUUGGCACCAGCGUCGAACCCUACAUGGAUGCUCUCGUCAACUCAGUUCUCUACUGCCUGGUCAAUGCCUGCAGGAAGCUUGGCGUUAGCGCCGAGGAGCCAGAGUCCGGGGAAGGCGGACAGAUUGAGAAUGAAUCCUUGUACAGGGUUAUCAGGACGACAGCACUCAAGUCCCUGUCCAGGCUCUUCCAGAAUGCUCCUGACUUCAACUGGGUGCCGUACCGCGAACUUAUGGUCAAGGAGAUCAUCAGUCCCAGGAUCGAGAAGCUCCCGGUUGAGUCAACUCAGGGUGUGUCCGCUACCUGGAGGCUGAUGGCCACCUGGUCUUCUCUGCCGAAGGCAGCGCCGUUCCUCAAUGUCGACAAGCGCAUCCUGCCCAAGAUCGUGGAGACACUUUCCAUUGAGAAGGCAAAGGAUGAGGUCAAGGUGUUUGCACUUGAUAUCCUCAAGAAUCUCAUCAAUCUUGCGCAGGCCCCGGAAACUGAGUCCCAAUUCAAUGAGCUCAUCAAGACUGAGCUCUUGGAUCCUAAUACUGACCUCAUCCUCAAGACCAUCGGCGGCGUGCUGCAUGGUCAAUCCGAUAUCGGCCGCGAGCUCUUGUCCAGCGCCGUUGACACUGUCGUCGUAUUCGCGCCCAUGAUCGAGGUGUCUUCGCAUAUCCAGGAUAUGCUAGAGAUUGCUACUUGGCUGCUCAAUCAACCCUUGCGCAAGGUUAACCCCAAGGUUAAGGGCGCUAUCUUGUUGAUCCUCAAGCGGUUUAUUGAACUCGACGACCUUCAGAGCAACCAGGAGCUUCAGCGCAAGGUCUACAGUACCAUUUCUGCUCUCUUCGGAUUCUUCAAGGACAAGCAGAACCGGCAGACGCUUGCCGAGGUCCUCGAUGUGUUUGCCAGGCGUGAAGUGUGGGCUCAGGAAGUGUCGGAUAUCUGCCGUGGUCUCAACUCCUAUGUUGAGCAGCGGCUGGAUGAGCCUGAUUAUAAUACCCGCCUUGCGGCUUUCAACUCCAUUACCAAGGACCGUGAUAAACCAUUCACCCUCGACCAAUGGAUGCCACUCGUUCACAACCUCCUCUACUUCAUCCAACAGCCCGAGGAAUUCGGUGUCUUGUCCUCGAACUCGGCCGAUGGCUUGUGCAAGUUCAUCUCCGCUGUUGAGUCUGUCUGGGCUACUCCCGACCAAGCAGCAUGGAUCGAUGUCGUCGCGAACAUCAUCCUGCCCGCUAUCUACGCUGGUUCCAGAGACCCAUCGGAGACUGUCCGCCGCGAGAUCCUGCGUGUCUUCGGCUUCCUGGUCUCCCAUCUCCCCCAGUGGGAGCUGGUGGCUGACUUGACCUGCCUGGUCCCUGAGUCGGAAGACUCCGAUGAGGCUUUCUUCUUCCAUAUCAUGAGCCCUGCGGUGUCGAGACAACUCCAGGCUCUUCGCGUGCUUGAGGCCGCUAAUGACAAGAGAGAGUUCCGCAGCAAGCACAUCAGCCAGUUCUUCAUCCCGUUGUUUGAGCACUUCAUUUUUGAUCGACCUGAAGGUGGUGAUGACCAUGGCUUGAGUGCGCAGGCUACGAACACCAUAGCAGCGUUGACUCUGUCUUUGGAGUGGCAGCAGUACCGUGCUAUUUUGAGGCGGUUCAUUUCCUAUGUCGAGUCUAAGCCUGAUUGGCAGAAGCGCGUUGUGCGUCUUCUGGAGAAGGAGGUUGACGCUUUGCGAACGGCCGUCGCCUCCAAGAAGCCCGCUGAUGCCAUGGAAGUUGAUGGCGAAGCGAAGCCGCGUCGGCUUGCCUCGACUCUCCCCGACCAAGAAAAGCUUGGUGCUGAGAUCGUCAACAACUUCCUGCCGACGCUCCUUAACUACAUUCACGAGAAGGACGAGACUAACGUCAGCGCUCGUGUCCCUGUCGGCGUCAUCAUCGCCAAGCUCCUUACGCUCUUACCCGACCAGUUGCUCAAUGAGAAGCUGCCUGGUGUCCUUACCGACAUCUGCCACAUUCUUCGCAGCAAGGCCUGGGAGUCUCGCGAAAUGGCCCGUGACACGCUCUCUAAGAUCGCGGGUAUCUUGGGCCCGGAGAAGUUCGAGUUCAUCGUCAGAGAACUGCGCGGUUCUCUGCAGAAAGGCUAUCAGCUGCACGUCCUUGGCUACACGCUGCACUCGAUCCUGCUGGUUGCCAUCCCAUCCUUCCCUCAGGGUUCCCUCGACUACUGCUUGGGUAUUAUCAUGACCGUCAUUAUGGACGAUAUCUUCGGUGUAACUGGUCAAGAGAAGGAUGCGGAGGAUUAUGUCAGCUCGAUGAAGGAGGUUAAGAGCAGCAAGAGUCAAGACUCGAUGGAGCUUCUUGCCAAGACGGCGUCCAUUACACGUCUAAGUGAACUAACCUUGCCUCUUCAGUCGUUGCUGAUGGAGAAGCUUGACCUGCGGACUGUUCGCAAGAUUGAUGAGCUCCUGCUCCGCAUCACGAAGGGCCUUCUGGAGAACCCAGCGGCUGCUUCCCAAGAGGUCCUGGUGUUCUGCUACGAGGUCAUCCAGGAGGUCUACAGGAGCCAGAAGCCCGAGGAACUGCCCAAGAUGGACCCCCGCUUGAAGAGAUUCAUCGUGCAAAAGGCGGCCAAGAAGAGCGACGGCGCUGUUACUGCCAAGCAUACGUACAAGAUGACCCGGUUCGCGAUCGAUAUUCUUCGUGCUGUCAUGAAGAAGCACGAUCAUCUGCGCACGGCGGCUAACCUUAUCGGCUUUCUGCCGGUUCUCGGUGAUGCAGUCUUGGCCGUAGAGGAGGAAGUCAAGGUUUCCGCUUUCAAAAUGCUCACCGUUAUCGUCAAGGUACCUUUCAAGAAUAACGAAUCGAACGGCCUGUACAAAGUCGCGCACAAGGAAGCCAUCAAGUCCAUCGCAAUGUCCUCCAGCACACAAUCCGAACUUGCUCAGGCCGCGCUCAAGUUGAUAUCUGUCAUCCUUCGCGACCGUCGCGACAUCCAGAUGAGGGAAGCCGCCUUGGACAUGCUUCUCAGCAAACUUAAGGACGACCUGACGGAGCCUCUCUACCGGCACGUCACAUUCAACUUCCUGCGUUCCGUUCUCGACCGCAAACUAGAGACUGCAUCCGUCUACGACACCCUAGACCACGUCGGCACGGUGAUGAUCACCAACGACGACAAGGACACGCGCGACCUAGCCCGCGGCGCGUUCUUCCAGUUCCUGCGCGAGUACCCGCAGAAACGGAACCGCUGGGAAAAGCAGCUCAAGUUCAUUGUGGCUAACCUCAAGUACGAGCGUGAAGGUGGAAGACUCUCGGUCAUGGAGUGCAUCAACCUGCUGCUGAAGAAGUCGGCGGAUGAGUUCACGCAGGAGGUGGCGGCCACGUGCUUCAUCCCUCUCGUGUUCGUGCUGGCCAAUGAUGACAGCGAUAAGUGCCGGUUGGCGGCUGGGGAGUUGAUCAAGGAGACGUUCCGCGUGGCCGACAAGGAGAGGCAGUCCCGCUUCUUGACGCUGCUCCGAGGUUGGAUUGCGCAGGAUGGGAAUAUGGCCGUUGUGAAGCUUGCGCUGCAUGCGUUUGGGCUGUACUUUGAGGGUCGGGAGCCGAGUGCUAAGGAUAUUAAUGACCUGACUCUUGUUUACGACAAGCUUGUCAACGUCCUGGGAGAUGAGAAGGCUCUGGAGGACGAUUGGGAGUUAGCCCACGUUGCCCUGGGCACCUUACGCACCUUGGUCCUUAAGCACCCGCAGAAGGUCCUGUCCGGGGAUGCGACCGACCUCUGGGCCGAAGUCCAGGCCCUCCUGGCCCACUCCCACACUGAAGUUAAACUCAGCGCCAUCCGACUCCUCAGCAUGUACCUUGCCGACUUUGCCAAAAACACCACCAAGGGAGCCAAGCUGCCCCUUUCCGGCUCCCAUGGCCUGCAGCUCGACACGGACGACGUGACCGACCUUGUCCGUCUCUCCCUCGGCAUCCUGUCCGCGCCCGAAGUCGACGAGGCCUUGGCACAGGAAGUCGCCCAGGUCCUGCUCUUCCUAGGCGGGUACCUCGAGCUGGCGGGCGAGGACGACGAAGAAGAGGGCGACGAGGCCGAGGAGGACGAGGCCAACGACGCAAAGGAACGCGCGCACACCGCGGACGUGCGCUACCUCUUCUGGAAGUUGGCGUCUAUUAUCCGGAAGGAAAGGCCGCCGAAGCCGGAAGUGCUCGUUAGCAAGCAUGUGGCGAUGGAUCUGGUCGAGGCGUUUUGCAAUCGGGUGUCGGUUGAGACGAUCAUGGCGUCUAUUAAGACGAUCCUAAGGCCGCUGAGGAACUUGACGGAUCCGUCGAUCAAGCCGCCGCACUCGUUAAAUGAUAUCUUCCGGCAGCGGUAUGAUGAAUUGAAGAACAAGGCGCAGACGGUUAUGGAGCUGUUGCAGAGGAGGCUGGGUAGUGCCGAGUAUACGAAGGCGUUGCUUGCAGUUAGCGAGAUGGUGCGGGAGAAGAGGCAGCAGAGGUCGACGAAGCGGAAGAUUGAGGCGCUUACGGCGCCGGAGAAGUACGGCCGGGAGAAGAGGAAGAAGUUUGAAAAGAAGAAGGAGAGGAGGAAAAUUAAGGGUAGGGAGGCCAGAGAGUUGCGGAAGUUAUACCAUUAG
This is a messenger RNA of Thermochaetoides thermophila DSM 1495, 7839 nucleotides long. RefSeq lists its product as uncharacterized. Gene Ontology annotation, cellular component: 90S preribosome; nucleolus; small-subunit processome. Bases 1 to 7839 code for a protein of 2612 amino acids. The record is from RefSeq and is a predicted model, not a curated record. Lineage: Eukaryota; Fungi; Ascomycota; Sordariomycetes; Sordariales; Chaetomiaceae. The transcript is spliced from 2 exons.